Molecule: messenger RNA, 2464 nt
Organism: Linum trigynum
Lineage: Eukaryota; Viridiplantae; Streptophyta; Magnoliopsida; Malpighiales; Linaceae
Source: the annotation of a GenBank genome assembly
GACCAACCCAAACCAUCAAACCAAUUCAACCCAUCAGACCAAUCCAAACCAUCUGAUCAACCUACCUUCCCUUCUCCUUUCCCUUCCUCAUCAACCCCAGCAUGUGAUAAUUUGCAUACAGUUAAUGAUCCAUUCAUUCAUGUUGUUUCUAAUCCUAAUUCUUCUACUCCAACUUCACCUGGUUUCAUCAAUUUUGAAACCAUGGAUGAGCAAGAUGUUGAGUUUAAUGAGGAAGUCCAAGCAGAAGAUGAAGAGGGGGAGAGAAGAGGAACAAGUACCUGAUGCUCAUCCACUGAGGAAGUCCACCAGAACCAGUGUUCCACCUGUUUGGCAUAGAGAUUAUCAUGUAGGAAGCGCCAGCAAAUACCCCAUUGCUUCCUACAUGAACUAUUCUCAACUUAGUACAAGCCAUAAAUCAUUUUCAAUGGCAGUAACCAACAUGAAGGAACCUCAAACCUUUGAGGAAGCUAUGUUACAUGAAGGUUGGAACAGGGCAGUGAAUGAUGAGCUAGGUGCCUUAGAUGCAAAGCACACAUGGGACAUUGUGGACUGUCCACCAGGAAAGAAGCUAAUAGACAACAAAUGGGUAUUUAAAGAAAAAUUGCAUGCAGAUGGUAGCCUAGAAAGGCAGAAAGCCAGAUUGGUGGCAAAGGGUUUCACUCAAAUCUAUGGUGUUGACUUUCUUGACACCUUCUCACCAGUUGUAAAGGUCAACACUGUGAAAACACUACUGGCAGUUGCAUCAGUGAAGAAUUGGUUUUUACACCAAAUGGACAUCAGUAAUGCAUUCUUGAAUGGAGACCUAGAGGAAGAAGUCUACAUUAAGAUACCUCUAGGAAUGAAAGCAAUUCCAGGUAAGUGUUGCAAACUAAGGAAAUCUCUUUAUGGACUCAAGCAAGCAAGUAGACAGUGGUAUGCAAAACUGACUGAGGCAUUGACAAACUUUGGCUUCACUCAGUCUUACUCUGACUACUCCCUCUUCACCAAACAAACACCUGAAGGUAUUCUAGUCAUGCUGGUAUAUGUGGAUGAUCUUAUACUCUCUGGCAACAGUAUGAAACUCAUACAAGGAGCCAAGAAUUACCUAUCACAGCAGUUCAAAGUGAGAGACCUAGGGGAGUUGAAGUACUUUCUAGGUUUGGAAAUUGCAAGAAGUGCAAGUGGAAUAUCAGUUAGUCAAAGGAAGUAUUGCUUGGACUUAUUACAAGACACAGGUUUCUUAAAUGGAAAGCCUGUUAAUUCCCCAUCAGACAUGAAGACCAGGUUGUCACAGUUCAAUGAUGAAGAAUUGGUAAAUCCUUAUGAAUACAAGUCGUUGCUGGGGAGACUGAACUACUUGACCACAACAAGGCCUGACAUAGCAUACGCAGUGCAGCAGCUAUGUCAGUUCCAAGCUCAACCAAAGGUUUCUCAUGUCAAAGCAGCACACAGAGUGCAGAGAUAUCUCAAGGGCAGUCUAGGACAAGGUCUGUUCUUUGCAUCAGACACUGUUUUUUCAUUAACAGGCUACACCGAUUCAGACUGGGGGGCUUGCCCUGACACUAGAAAAUCAAUUACGGGCUACUGUACCUUCCUUGGGAGCUCACUCAUCACCUGGAAGGCUAAGAAGCAAGCUAUUGUCUCGAAGUCAUCAUCCGAAGCAGAGUAUCGAGCUCUGUCCCAGCUCUCCUGUGAGGUACAGUGGAUAACUCAGUUGCUAAAAGAUUUGAAUGUCAAAUACGAAGGACCAGCUACUGUGUAUUGUGACAAUAAGUCAGCUAUUCACAUGGCAGAAAAUCCCGUGUUCCACGAAAGAACAAAACACAUAGAGAUCGACUGCCAUGUGAUUAGAGAAAGAGUAAAUUCGAGGUUGAUUACCUUGAAGUAUGUCUGCACAGAUCGCAAUUUGGCUGACAUUUUCACAAAAGGGUUAAGUGCACAUCGCUUCAAGUGGAUUUUGUUCAAGCUGGGAGUAUAUGACAUAUACUCGCCAGCUUGUGGGGGGCUGAUGAAUCCCAUGGUGAGUUAAGAGAAAGAUGAAGAAGAAGAAGAGGAAGCUCAGCCCCAGCAACGGUCAAUUGCAGAACAGGGAAAGGAGAAGAUUCAAACAAAUCGACUGAAACCCAGCAACAAGAAGAAUGGAGGAUGAAACGGCAGCGCUUUUAUUUACUGUACAUAUAUUUAGAGUUUUAUUUAUUUUGUUUCUCUGUAAAUGCCUAGCUUAGGCACGUGUAAUUGUUCUAGUGGACAAGGGCGUUAUGGUUGUUUGUCCUGUAGCUUCCAUUUUUCCUGUAUAUACUCUGCAGCUGAGCUGCUGUGAAUGACAAGAAAGAAUUUCACAAAAUCAAUCUGUCCUUUUCUAAACAUUCUCAUAUGUUUCAAUACUUUUUUAAUAUAACAACAAUAAGAUCGCAACCGAUCAACUUAGCCUUUUAAGUUUCAAUGCUGAAUUUAAAAAAAAAAAGAAUAAAAGGUAAGAGCAUAG